AUGAGUAUCCAAGAGGAAACACAAUCUGAAAAUAGGAAGAACAAGGGAAAAUCAAGUCAAGUACCAUCUGUUAAAGCUCAUUGGGAUGCAAAAUCAAAUGAGAUUUAUAUUAAGCUUUGUGUUGAGCAAGUGAAGGCUAGACACAAACAUGGCUUAGGCCGUGAUACAUUGAUUGGAGCCAUAUCUGCAUCUGAUGAGUGGUGGACCAAGAAAUUUGAGCUGUUGCAGAGGUAUCCUGAUGCUGCUAAAUUUCGACAUAUGCCGUUGCAAUUCACUGAUAACUUAGAUAUACUAUUCUCAGAUGUAACUGCUACAGGAGAAUGGGUAUACACCCUUAGCUCAGGGGUUAUGCCUCACACUGACGAAACUCUGGAGGAAUUUCAUACCCCACAUGAUGCUGAAUUUCAUGAUGAUGCUGAUUUAGAGGUGGUUCAUCCUUCUGAUUUAAACAAAAAACGUCUAUCAAACACUAAUGGUUCAUCAAACAAUUGCAAGACAAAGAAGAAAUUUUUUGGUACAGCUCUACUUAACAAGACACUUGAUCGUAUAGUCAAUGUGGUUGAGUCAUCUUUAGCAACUUCAACACAAACCUCAUCAAGAUAUCCUUCAAUUGCAGAAUGUUUGGCAAAGUUAGAAAACAUCCCUAGUGUGUCCCCAGAUGAUGACCUGUAUGUAUGA
Camellia sinensis is the source of this 678-nucleotide messenger RNA. RefSeq lists its product as uncharacterized. The record is from RefSeq and is a predicted model, not a curated record. NCBI's taxonomy places the organism in Eukaryota, Viridiplantae, Streptophyta, Magnoliopsida, Ericales, Theaceae.